AUGUUCUCAAAAAUUGUAAAAAGUUGUUUAAUUUUGUGCACUUUUGCAUUUAUUGCACUCGCAGAUCAGCACCAGGAAGAAGAAAAUUUAUUGAGUAGGCAGAAAAGAUUUCUUGUUUUUGAACCAUCAACUGUCUGGCAGCUUUCCAUGGCAUUGGUGUCAAAAAUUGCAUACGUCGACAGUCAUAGAGUUGCCAUAAAUUCAGGAUUUAAUGUCAACUACAAUCUUCCGACCAGUUUAGCAAAUUUUUACAAGCCAACGUACUUUAGGUCCCUUGAAAACAGCACAUCACCAAUUUUUGAAUUCAUCAAAAAAUUUGCAGAAAGUAAUGACACUUCUGUGGCUGAUUUAACUAAACAGACAGCUAAAAUUUCUGAUGAUGAAAAAUCAGAAAAGAGAAAUAAUGAUGAAAAUAGAACAAAUGAGAAUUUAGAAGCAGAUGAUGAUAAUGAAGUGACCACGACUGAAACAGAAACGACAACAAAAAAGUUAAAGAAGAAGAAGAAACCAAAAGUAAAGCGUGAUUUAACAGCUGCUGAACUUUAUUCUGGACUUAAGGAUACUCUGAAAGUCUCUGGUUAUCAUGAAGAUUGUUUACUAAAAAGCAUCUGUGAACUUGCAAGGCAUCCACUUACUGAUCAUGAUAAUGAUUUAGUCUAUGAAGUAUUGCACUUUGUUUUGACCCCAUCGGUGCAUCAAGGAUUUGACUCUGAAACAGAAGUAGAUGAACAAAGAAUCUACGAAGAAGCUGAAACUAUUGGAAAUUCUGGUGGUGAUUGUGAAUUAUUUUAUUCAUCAUGUGAAAGUUCACCGCUAAAUUCAAUUUCUCAAAUUAUGCAUGAAGAUUUUUAUGACUGA
Molecule: messenger RNA, 858 nt
Organism: Chironomus riparius
Lineage: Eukaryota; Metazoa; Arthropoda; Insecta; Diptera; Chironomidae
Source: the annotation of a GenBank genome assembly